Molecule: messenger RNA, 1580 nt
Organism: Chara braunii
Lineage: Eukaryota; Viridiplantae; Streptophyta; Charophyceae; Charales; Characeae
Source: the annotation of a GenBank genome assembly
UCGUGUGCAACGUUAGUGACCGGUCCGUGGGGUGAUGGGUUUGAGGCAAAGCACAUCCGAUACCACACGGUGCGCAUGAAAUGUCUUGUUUUCUCUGCCUUCGGAAAUGUUGUCCAACUGGUGUGAGCCUGGCAGAACAAGAUAAGCGCAUACUAUUGGGCGGCUGUUUUGUGGUAGUGUCAUGGAAUGACUGGGCUCCUGUGAAACACAUUUGUCUUCGCUGCAUUUCCGAGUUACGUGCUCUGUUGCGCAUUCGCAAAGCGCGAUGGCUGGAGAGAAUACAGCCGGCAGCUCAUCUGCCAAUAUCAUACAAGGCGCAGAACGAGAUAUUUGGAUAGUGUUAACGAACGAAAUGAACAAAUUUAAAUCGGAGACCAAGAUCUACGGGGAGGAAGUACAGAGAACGCUAAGUGAUAUUUUGGGUCGGCUCUUCGCGUUAGAGUGUUGGGUUUAAGAGAAGGGGGGUGUGGCUGGGGAGGGAGCCCAAAAUGAAGGAACCUCGAAAUAAACAAUGACGGGAUCGAGAGGAAGAGGAAAGAGAAAGAGGGUGCAGGUGGAGUGUAAGGGGGAGGGGGUGAAGAAAAAGGGGGAGCAGGAAAAGAGGGCGGAGGGGGUGAAGAGAAAGGGGGAGCAGGAGAAGAGAGGGGAGUGGGUGAAGAAAAAGGGGGAGCAGGUGAAGAAGGUGCAUGAGGUGGAAAAGAAUAGGGAGGAGGUGAAGAAGAAGCUCGAUGAGGUGGAGAAGGAGGAGGAGGUGAAAAAGCAGGGUGAGGAGGUGAAGAAUAAGGGGGAGGAGUCGAAGGUGAAAAAGAAUGGGGAGGAGGUGGAGAAGAAAAGGGACCAGGUGGAGAAGAUGGGGAGGGAAGCUUUUGAUGUUCAGCGACCCGAGGAUAGGGGAAUUGUUGCUUUGAAAAAUCUGGUGGACAGUCAAAAAAUAGAGUUGGAGGCAAUCAGAGCAGAGGUCCUGACAAUGGGGACGCAUAUGGCGUUGCUGAAGGCUGAAGUAGAGGAAUAUAAAAAUAGAGGUAGAGGAAAGAAGAAGAUGGAGGAGGCGGAGGUGCAAGAAAUACAGUCUGCAGAGCAGCAAAUGGUAUUGUAUAAGGCGGAAGGGGAGGAAAGACAGGAGGCGCAAGAUAGAGGUAUAAGAACUCUGCUGGUGAGGAGUGAGCCACAUAAGCAGGAGGGCCAGGUGCAGAGUGGUGUGCAGCAGGUGGCGAAAAAGUGUCACUAUUGCAAACAGGACGGUCACCUGGCCUUCCGUUGUGUCCACUAUGAUUGUGAUUUCGCGCACGGUUUCGUGCGACGUGAACAUAGAGGUAGCAAUGUAGUAUAUCUUGAUUAUUGGGGUCAGGCCAUACAUAUGGCGACGCCGGAUGGGAUAAGGGCUGAAUUGUACAGGCAUUUGACGACUUUCUAUUCACGGCUUCUCCGGCUGUCCCGGCCGCAUUCCGUAAUAGUGGUAGGGUUUGGUGAGCCUAGCUUGGGUACAAUGCUAGGCAUGUGAAAGAAAAAAAAGAGUCAUUAUAUUAUGAGGUUUGUUGAGUUAUCAGCCUCAAGUCAGCCCGGAGUUCGCUUUUGCACUC